Messenger RNA from Phalaenopsis equestris, 1852 nucleotides. RefSeq lists its product as uncharacterized. Lineage: Eukaryota; Viridiplantae; Streptophyta; Magnoliopsida; Asparagales; Orchidaceae. The record is from RefSeq and is a predicted model, not a curated record. Gene Ontology annotation, cellular component: membrane.
AGAAGAGAAGCCAAAACAGAGAACCAUGGCUUUAACCACCUUCAAUCCCUCACCGCCCCCAAACUUCAGACGCAACGCCACCCAUCUGGCCACCCGAGUCCUUAAAGGCCGCUGGUUCAUGCUCUACGCUUGCUUCCUCAUCAUGUCAGCCUCCGGCGCCACCUACAUCUUCGGCAUCUACUCCAAAGACAUCAAAUCCUCCCUCAACUACAACCAACAGACCCUCAACACUCUCUCCUUCUUCAAAGACCUCGGAGCCAACGUCGGCAUCCUCUCCGGCCUCAUCAACGAGAUCACCCCUCCCUUCGUCGUCCUCCUCCUCGGCGCCUUCAUGAACCUCUUCGGCUACCUCAUGAUCUACCUAUCCAUCACCGCCCGCCUUCCCCGCCCCCCCGUUUGGCAGAUGUGUCUCUACAUCUGCGUGGGCGCAAAUUCCCAGGCUUUCGCUAACACCGGGGCGCUCGUCACCGCCGUCAAGAACUUCCCGGAGAGCCGCGGAAUCGUGAUUGGGUUACUGAAAUGCUUCGUGGGUCUCAGCGGGGCAAUCUUCACGCAGCUUUACUUGGGAUUCUACGGCGCUGACAAUUCCAAAUCCCUGGUUUUGCUUGUUGCCUGGCUUCCGGCCGCCGUGUCUCUUGUGUUUGUGUACACUGUGCGGAAAAUUGAACCGCCGCGUGGCAGGGAGGCGGUUGUGGACAAAACGUUCUAUCAUUUUCUGUAUCUCGCCGUGGCGCUCGGUGGCUAUCUCUUGGUUAUUAUUGUUGUGGAGAAGCUCGUUUCGUUCUCCCGUGCGGAAUUGGCUUCCAAUGGCGCCGCCGUUAUCUUCCUUCUCUUCAUCCCCGUCGCGGUGGUGGUGCGGGAGGAAGUUAAGAGCUUGAAGCAGAGCAGGGCGGUGGCAGAGGAGCGGUGUAGAACGCCGGGAGGAGAAGAAGAAGCCAAUCCGAACAGGACGAAAACAGAGCAGCUGAACAUCAUCAAUGGCACCUCCUCCUCCGGCGAACAAGAACUGAAGACCUCCGAAGAAACCAAACCCAUAAAAGUCCAAAAACCCAACUCCUUCAUAUCAAAAAUCCUCCAUCCUCCUGCGAGGGGCGAGGACUUCUCCAUCCUCCAAGCCCUGUUCAGCAUCGACAUGCUAGUCCUCUUCUUCUCCACAAUCUGCGGCGUCGGAGGAACCUUAACGGCUAUCGACAACAUGGGGCAAAUCGGUGAAUCGUUAGGCUACCCAUCUCGCAGCAUCAACACCUUCGUCUCCCUGAUCAGUAUCUGGAACGCCAUGGGCAGAGUAGCCGCUGGUUUCAUAUCAGAAAUCCUAUUGACAAAAUACAGAGUCCCGCGGCCGCUCGUGCUGACCUUCGUUCUUCUUCUAGCCUGCGCCGGCCACCUCCUGAUCGCCUUCGGCGUGCCCAACUCGCUCUACCUCGCGUCGGUGAUCGUCGGGUUCUGUUUCGGAGCGCAGUGGCCGUUGCUGUUUUCCAUUAUUUCGGAGUUGUUUGGGCUGAAGUAUUACUCCACGCUUUACAAUUUUGGAAGCGUGGCGAGUCCGAUAGGAUCUUAUAUACUGAAUGUGAGGGUGGCGGGGCAUUUGUACGAUAGGGAGACGGAGAGGCAGAACGGAGGGGGAAAGGAGGGGACUUGCAUUGGGGUGAAGUGUUUUCAGGCCGUGGUUGGGGCGGUUGUGUCGCUGGUGUUGGCGGUUAGGACGAGAAAGUUUUAUAAGGGGGACAUAUAUGCGAGGUUCAGGGAGCAGCCGGCGGUGGAGGACGCCAUCAAAAGAGGUUCUUUGGAGGAUAAAGUAGGAGUUAGUUGUGAGUUGGAGGUUGCAGUGAGAUGAUCUCUCUGUCUCUCCGUG